GCGUAGAUAUAAAGAAUUAGACGACUAGUAGAGGUUACAAAGGACGGUGCGAACUUGACUGUAGACGAUUUGGUGCGAGAGUAUUGUGCGCAUGUUGAAUACAAUAUUUGUGGCGCGAAUGUGACGUGAGCAUGACACGACAAUGUACCAAUGACGUAGACCGCGGCAGUAACGUGAGUUGGGGGUUAGUAAUGGUAGGAGACGGAGGUAUUCUUUGAUAUUGUGCAAAUAAGUGUGUAUUAAUAAAGUUAGUGUUCUUUUCAUAAACGAAGUGGUUGACGUUUGUUAAUUAGUGUCUGCGGAACAUAAGAGUGAUUCCCGUCCUACUCACAAGUAUAAUAGUUGUCGUAUGAAUAGUAGCAGAUCAGAAUAUAGAGAAGAUAUAAUUAUAUAAUAUAUAUGAAACCCCCCAUCACAUAUUGGUGGAGCACAAGUGGUCCUUAAUUCCGCAAGUGGUGUUUUAAAAAGGAUUCGAAGUUGUGAAGUUUGAAGCGGAUUCGUGUUGACCAGAGGUGCUACUAGAUCAUCGCAGGGAAGCAAGAUAAGUACCUUCCUCUGAUUUUUUUUAAGUAACCGGGAUUGUUUGGAUCCUGUGCUGGUUAUUCAGCAGUUUUUCUUCUUCGUGUUUGUUUUAUGUCUUUAUAGAUCUAGUCUUGUUAUUCUUAAAUUGGCUGAGGCUUCCUAACGAUAGGACACACUGAGUGUAGGCCUGCUAUUUAAGAGGUACACAUUUAUAGUUAGCUGUAUCACGUAAUGUUCGCAUUAUCGUGUCUAUAGUGCUGCUCCCAGCAUUUUUUUUUCUCUUUAUAACCUGUCACGUGUUACGUACUGUGGUAGGCUUGGAGUAAGCUACAUCUAUCUUACUCUCGCCCAUUUAUGUGUAUCGUCCUGUUCAGUUAAUGUUAUUUUGUUACUCUUUUUUUUCUCCCACACAUCACCUUUAUUACACCACACUAAGACAUGCCUCCAUUUAACGAACUUCUAACUAGAACUAAGCCCGAGUUAGGCUUAGAGUAUACCAUUGGUGAACCAUCGCUGAAGAAGAACAAAUAUGGAAAGCAAGACAAAGUUGUCGAUGAAGAUAAAUUAUUUGAGUUAGUCCAGUUAAGACUUUUAGAGGAUGCAGAACAGGAAAGACAAUGUCAAGUGGCGUUAGCUCACUAUAGAGUUCAGCUAGAGGCCAAACGAGAAGAAGAAUCCGUUGAAGCUAAAGCUAAAUUAGAUGAGAAAUCAGAAGACUACAAAAAACGUGAAGCAGAAGUUGAAUUUAUGUUUGCCAAGGCUCGGCAAGAAAGAGAAAGAGAAUCCGAACUUCGUAGAGCCGAGAUGGAAAAACAAUUUGAACUUUAUAAAGCCGAGAUUGAAAAACAAACUGAACUUGAACUAAGCGAAAUGAGACUACAAGUAGAAAUAAGGCGAAAAGAAGUAGAAGAAGAACUACGUCAAUAUAAAUUAAAGUUAGAGAAUCGAUCACAGCAACCUAAACAUGAGUCAACGCUACAACAAAAAGCAGAGCUACCUAGAUCUACUUAUGAAUAUUACUACGAUUCAGAUGACUCAUACAGUGAAACAGAGAGCAAGCCUACUACAAAAAUUAAUACGCCACACUCAGUUCAAGAAGAUACCACAACAGCCCACAACAUACAGAUGAACUAUUGUCGACAAAAGAACUAUCACAAUAUCAGAUGUUAUUACUGCAAUAGAUCAGGUCACAAAAAGGUUAAUUGUAAGAAACUAUAUAAUGAUAGACUCCAGCGGAAUAUACAGCAGAAUAGACGUCAAUACAAGAGACCAAUUUAUAGAUCAGCAUACAUUACAUCUUUUAGUGAAGCCAGCAACAGGAAAGAAACAUUUACAGCCAAGAUUAACAACAGAUUCGCGCGGGCCAUAAGGGACACACGAUGCUCAACAAUAGCUGUUAGAAGCUACUUUGUUAGACGACAUCAAUACACAGGCAGAACACAACAUGUUCAGAGUUCACGAGGCAUAACAUAUGUUUGGCCAACAGCUAUAAUCCAGAUUAGCACGCCAUCAGCAACAAGAACAGUAGAAGCUGUUGUGUUUAGAUAUGGUCCACACGAUCUGAUCCUAGGCAACAUCAGAGGUGUCAAACGAUUUCAAGUUGAGAAUGACAUGAACCAUACAACACAAGUAAGAAGCGAGCAGGCCGACACACAAAGUUCUAUCGAACCGGUAAACAGAACGAUGUACGAUCUACAGAAAAGGAGUGAUAAUUUGGUGGUAGACAUGAACACAGUUACUGAAGAGUUGUCUAAAAAAAUCACAGAAAUCGGCUCAGUUGUUCUCAGUUUGAGGAAACAGAAUGAUCAACUUAAUGACAGAUUGCUCAGAUUAGAGAAAAAAGUCAACAAUGAAAAUGAAGAAUAUGUCCUAAAUAAUUCAAUUGGUGAGAGAGCUUACUACUAUUCCUGGUCAGCACUUAAUCAGAUAAUGUCAAAAGUACAAGAAACUACAGAGCCUAAAGAAAUGACCUGCACACGAGUACAAGACAGACGACGGACCUGUUCAACCCUAACCUUAACCUAGCGCCCCAUGUGCUUUACCCCAUGACGGAUAGAACUUGGACCACGCACACCCCCUUACGAACGGUUUUGAACAGCGACUACACAAGGAUUAAUAAGUAAAGUAAAUUCAAGUUAUCGAACAGCUAAAUGUAUGGUAUGAAUCUAAGUCGUCGUAAAUAUCGACGUGAGGCAAUUUUUCAAUUCUGAUGGUGCAGAAGGAAGUCGUUGUCAUAACAUGGUAUAAUGAGAGCUGCUCCAUUAUAGCCAUAAGGUGAAGAAUAUGUUAGUUGCUAUUGGAGGAUGAAUAAUUAUGGCUAUGUACAGUCUACAGUCACAGGCAGAGAGCUGCUCCUGCACUACAGAUAUGUGACACGCAAUACAACACACAUGUCUUUUCUUUAAUCUGACGUCAUCUUCGUGAAUGCUACGCACUGAUGCCCAGCUUAAAUGAAUGCAGCGGUCAAACGACCAGUACAUCAUGAACGUGAACAUAUGAAACACAUCGUCAAGGACACGUCCGCAGGAUCACGUCAAGUAACACAUCUAGAGGAACCAAAUCAAUGUGAGAUGGGUCAUCCUAACCAGAUUACUGAAGCCUUACGCAUGGUCGCGGUCAAUUUCCGACCAAGUCGUAACGGCAAGAAGGGUCACCAUAACCAACUAACAAAAGCCUUACGCACGGUCGCGGUCAAUUUUCGAUCAAGUCGUAACGGCAACUUCAGCUUAUAAAUAUUUGUUUUUCGGUCACAGUGUUGCCAAGUUUUGUGUUUAUAAAGCUCAAGGGAACAUUUAGACGUCAAGUAUAACAGGGAAAACUGUCUACACAGAUGAUAACAUUUGUGGAACUGUCUUUACCGAAGAUAAAGAUUCAUUGAGUGACGUACAUUUUGUUAAUUUGUCUACACAGAUGAUAAACGUUUGUGGAACUGUCUCUACCGAAGAUAUAGAUUCAUUGAGUGACGUAUAUAUUUUGUAAAUUUGUCAAUACAGAUGAUAAAGUUCUCUACUGGCAGUUCAAGAUGCGGCAUGACAUUGUUGUCGUUUGUUUUUUUGAAAAUGUGAAUGCUGGAAUUGUUGCUAUUGAAAUGUUAAUGUAAUUCAGUCAUUGAUGACGCUAUGACUAUGUAUUUAUACGAUGAUUGACUAAGAAGACAGAAAAAAAAAAACUAAUAGUAUUAGUUUUUUUAAUUGUAGGGGGGGAGGAGAUGUCAUAGCGUAGAUAUAAAGAAUUAGACGACUAGUAGAGGUUACAAAGGACGGUGCGAACUUGACUGUAGACGAUUUGGUGCGAGAGUAUUGUGCGCAUGUUGAAUACAAUAUUUGUGGCGCGAAUGUGACGUGAGCAUGACACGACAAUGUACCAAUGACGUAGACCGCGGCAGUAACGUGAGUUGGGGGUUAGUAAUGGUAGGAGACGGAGGUAUUCUUUGAUAUUGUGCAAAUAAGUGUGUAUUAAUAAAGUUAGUGUUCUUUUCAUAAACGAAGUGGUUGACGUUUGUUAAUUAGUGUCUGCGGAACAUAAGAGUGAUUCCCGUCCUACUCACAAGUAUAAUAGUUGUCGUAUGAAUAGUAGCAGAUCAGAAUAUAGAGAAGAUAUAAUUAUAUAAUAUAUA
Molecule: messenger RNA, 4138 nt
Organism: Physella acuta
Lineage: Eukaryota; Metazoa; Mollusca; Gastropoda; Physidae
Molecular function (GO): nucleic acid binding; zinc ion binding
Source: RefSeq, a predicted model, not a curated record